Oryza sativa Japonica Group (Japanese rice) is the source of this 1366-nucleotide messenger RNA. Its product is annotated as 2-alkenal reductase (NADP(+)-dependent). The record is from RefSeq and is a predicted model, not a curated record. Gene Ontology annotation, molecular function: 2-alkenal reductase [NAD(P)H] activity. NCBI's taxonomy places the organism in Eukaryota, Viridiplantae, Streptophyta, Magnoliopsida, Poales, Poaceae.
CUUACAUGCUGCACGGCAGCUAAGUAUGCAUCCAAGUUGCUAUAAAGGUUAGGCAGGCAGGCCCCCGCUCACCAGGAGAAUUAGCUAGGGAGCUAGGUGAGCACGAGAGCAGCAAUGGCGGCGACGGCGAGCAACAAGAGGGUGAUCCUGAAGCGGUACGUGACGGGGCUCCUGUCGGAGGAUGACAUGGAGGUGGUGACGACGGAAGUGCCACCGUUGGCCGUCGUCCCAGCAGGGUCGGAGGCGGUGGUGGUGAAGAACCUGUAUGUCUCCUGCGAUCCUUACAUGCGCAACCGGAUGACCCGUCAUGAGGUGCCUAGCUAUGUCUCAGACUUUAUCCCGGGAGAGGUUUUGGCAAAUUUUGGCGUGAUGAGGGUGAUAUCAUCCGGCCACCCAGAUUUCAAGGCAGGUGAUCUUGUUUGGGGAAUAACCGGAUGGGAAGAAUACACCGUGAUUAACAAUCCGGAAUCACUUUUCAGGAUCAAUCACCCUAAACUUCCUCUGUCCUACUACACUGGUAUUUUAGGAAUGCCAGGGCUUACAGCCUAUGCUGGAUUCUUUGAAGUGUCUAAGCCGAAGAAAGGUGAAUAUGUCUUUAUUUCAGCAGCAUCUGGUGCCGUAGGUCAGAUUGUUGGGCAGCUUGCUAAGAUCAUAGGCUGCUAUGUGGUUGGCAGUGCUGGUUCUGACGAAAAGGUCAGCUUAUUGAAGACCAAGUUUGGCUUUAAUGACGCUUUCAACUAUAAGAAGGAGCCAGACCUCGAGGCAGCCCUAAGGAGGUAUUUUCCAGAGGGUAUCGACAUCUACUUUGAGAAUGUGGGCGGUGAGACGCUAGAUGCAGUGCUACCUAACAUGCGCCUAGGUGGUCGGAUCGCGGCAUGUGGGAUGAUCUCGCAGUACAACCUAGAGCGGCCAGAGGGGGUGAAAAACUUGUUCUAUAUCGUCACCAAGCGUCUGCGUAUGGAGGGGUUCCUUGUGUUUGACUUCUAUGACAGGUACUACCAGUUCGAGGAUGAAAUGGCUAGGUACCUAAAGGAAGGGAAGGUGGCAUACGUGGAGGACGUCGUUGAGGGGCUCGAUGCGGCACCGGCAGCACUCAUUAAGCUCUUCACCGGCCGCAAUGUCGGAAAACAGCUCGUCGCCAUCGCACGAGAGUGAUACGGUGCCACACUGCUCGGCACGCAAAUUAGCAUUACCGAGGAGUACUACUGUAGUUGUUCAGAUUUCAGAAAUGGGGGCAUCCCGUUUGUCUUGUGGGGUUCAGAAAAUAGAAAUAAAGAAUAGAUAUGUUCAACGAUUUGGGUGACUUAUCCAGUAUUGUGCUGUGUUAGAAAAUUAAGUACAACGAUUUUUGUUUGUUGAGAUGAAC